Molecule: messenger RNA, 741 nt
Organism: Neospora caninum
Lineage: Eukaryota; Apicomplexa; Conoidasida; Eucoccidiorida; Sarcocystidae
Product: Proteasome subunit alpha type-7, related
Exons: 6
Coding region: 1-741 (246 amino acids)
Biological process (GO): ubiquitin-dependent protein catabolic process
Cellular component (GO): proteasome core complex, alpha-subunit complex; nucleus; proteasome core complex
Source: RefSeq, a predicted model, not a curated record
AUGAGUUACGAUCGCGCCAUCACCGUCUUCUCUCCCGACGGUCACCUUCUUCAGGUCGAAUACGCCAUGGAGGCGGUUCGACGAGGAGGUUGUGCAGUUGGGGUCAUGGGCAAGGAUUUAGUUGUUCUGGCGGUCGAGAAGAAAGCUGCCGCGAGGCUGCAGGAACCUCGGACGGCUCGGAAAGUCGUGAUGCUCGACGAGAAUCUCUGCCUCGCCUUCGCGGGACUGCAUGCAGAUGCCCGAGUGCUGAUCAACAAGACGCGCGUCGAGUGCCAGUCGUACCGCCUGAACACAGCGACGGCGCCUUCUGUGGACUACAUUGCCAAGUUCAUUGCCCAAGUGCAGCAAAAAUACACACAUCGAGGAGGCGUUCGGCCGUUCGGGCUCAGCUGCCUGAUUGCCGGCGCGGAGCACGACGGCUCUAUUGCUCUCUACCAGACGGAGCCGUCGGGGAUUUGCGCCAAGUGGAAGGCGCAAGCGAUGGGAAAGAACUACAAAACGGUCCAAGAGUACUUGGAGAAGAAUUACACCCCGGACCUAGAUGAAGACGCCGCCAUCCAGCUGGCCAUCAGCGCUCUGAUGGAAGUUGUGGAGGCAGGCCAUCGACACAUCGAGGUGGCUGUUGUGAAGAAGGAACAGUUUUACUUCCUCGACGAAGAUCGCCUUGAGAAAGAGGCCCAGCGCGUCGAGUCUCUGAAGAACUCGGAGGAGGAGAGCAAGAGCAGUGGCGGUAGCUCGUAA